This is a messenger RNA of Plenodomus lingam JN3, 3261 nucleotides long. Lineage: Eukaryota; Fungi; Ascomycota; Dothideomycetes; Pleosporales; Leptosphaeriaceae. The record is from RefSeq and is a predicted model, not a curated record.
AUGACGUAUUGGCCCAUCUCGUCGCCCUCUGUGUUUGCGGCCACAAAACACACGAACCAUGAGCGGACGAAUGUCUCGCACGAUGGAUUGGAGCACAAGAAAGCAACCGAGCAGCACAAUGGUCCAGUGAAUGGGUCGCAUGCACCGGUCAAGGAUGAAACAUGCACGCAAGGAGAUGACGCUGCGCAAAGGACAAAUGGCGCACACCAAGCUCAGCAAGGCACGUCCGAGCACUUGGUAGAAGACGAUAUACAUGGAGAGAUCAUUGCGAUACGGGUUACAAGGAGCGGCCACCCCACUGUUGUGCUAGCCUCUGUGUUGCGCUCCCAACACUCAGUGAAGACGUACGGCCCAAACUCAGACAUUCUCCUCCGCCCCGACUCGCAAAUCUUCGUCAUCCAAACCACGCUGGGCUUCUUGAUCACGUACUCGCUCGCGACAGAUCAUUCCUCGCGCGUCUACCGUACUCAAUUCACCAAUACGCAUGGAGGACAUUCGCGGAAAGGCAGCGCAAUUUCAGGCUUCAAGAUACGGCGCCAGCAUGAUCACAAUGCGGGGCCUGGUGAAGGAAGCGGCUUCAAGGAGCUCAGCCUGCGCUUCAGGAUGGUUAUACGUGUGGAUGCCGGGAUUGUUAGGGCUCUCGCUCUGGACGAGGAGCUCACUGUCGCAACCGAGAAGCCAGCUGCCGUACAGUGCAUCCGCUGGGCACCAGACAAUACUGGCAGUCAGACCAGUACAGAGUUGCUCAGCAAGAUGACAUGGCUGGGCGCGAAGACAACACUUCGUGAAUUAGUUCAUGAUCGACCCAUGAAUCUCUCAUGCUGGGUGACGGGAGAAGGGCAAGCUUUUGCUGUUCAACGAAACACUGAAAAACACGGCAGUGAAUCCCCUGCCCUAUUCCGUGGCUAUGGCUUUCAUGUGCCCGAGAACAAUGCUGAACACGGUAUAAAAGCUGCAAUCAAUGCACGAUUUUCCCUUCUCGCUGUUGGCUGUGCCAAUGGCGAAAUCUACGUGUACACGGCUCGAGACUACACAGGAAACAUACCGCUUUCGCAUAGACUACAGCCCAACACUAGUUCACCCGGAAAACUCACUGUUCUCGCUUACUCGCCUGACGGUUAUUGCCUCUUCGCUGGCUAUGAGCGUGGGUGGGCGAUGUGGAGCGUGUACGGCAAGCCUGGAGCUACCAGCUUCGGCACUGAUCGAGGGAUGUCCGAAACAAACGCCGAGGGCUGGCUUCUGGGUGUACAUGAUGCAUUCUGGAUCGGUGGGGGUGCAGAGCUUCUUCUUUUGAACAAGAACGACAACCGUCUGUUCGUUGUCGAAAUGGCAAGGAGCGCAGUCACUGGUUGUUUCUCCUCAGCCAACGUGUCGCGUUCUUUGAUGCAGACAAGUACAGGUUUCAUGAUCUAUCGUGGUUACGAUCUCCCAGAUCUGACCACUAUAUCUGCCGAUGUCUCUUUGUGGCAUCAGGUUCAGGUACCCGCCUCCUACCUGGUCGAUCAGUGGCCAAUUCGAUGCGCAGUCAUCUCAAACGACGGUCGGUAUGUUGCCAUCGCUGGUAAGAGGGGCCUUGCCCAUUACAGUGUCAAUAGUGGACGUUGGAAAAUGUUCGACGAUCCCAUAAUAGAGAAUGAGUUCACAAUCAGAGGAGGCAUGUGUUGGUUUCAGCACGUUCUCAUCGCUGCGAUAGAAUCUCACAAUUCGCACGAGAUUCGUAUAUAUUCUCGCGAAGCUGCACUCGAUAACAGCCACAUCAUGCACAAACAAAAACUACCCGCACCAAUCGUACUCAUCGCUCCUUCCGGAGAAGACUCACUCCUUGUCUAUACCUACGAAAACAUCUUGUACCAUUACGUAAUCAAUGUUGCGGACGCUGCCGUCAAGCUUAUCCAAGUGGGCCAGAUCGCGUUGCAUGGGAUCAUCCGGGCACCUCCACGCGUACGAGCUCUGAGUUGGAUCUUACCAGAAGAUCAGAUUCAUAAUGGAGAUCCGUCACAAGAUGUAGCUGUCGCAACCAUACUGUUUCUCGUUGAUGGUAAACUGGUACUACUCCAACCUACCACUACAGAGGGCGGUGAGCUGAAGUACGAAAUGCGGAUCAUCGCACAGAAUGUGGAGACAUAUGCGCUGAUUCGCGAUCAUCCUGCGUUCGCACUAGACGUGCAUGCUGACACCCUACCACCUAGUCCGUCUAUAGGGCUGACGAUGGAAGAGGUACAUGGCCACGACCUGCGGGAUUCAUUGUGGUAUUUCGAUGGACAAGAUAUGCGAGUAUGGAUUGAUAUGCAAGACGUAUUAUCGUCAGUGUCCGCAGAACUUGGCCGAGAAUUACCAACGCCAGUCAAGAUACCCAUCGAUUUCUAUCCUUUGUCAGCCCUAAUUAACAAGGCCAUAAUCUUCGGCGUGGAGUCAGAACUGAUCCAACGCAGGGACACAAGUUUCGCCUUUCUGCGCUUUGGUACGCGGACGCACCUCUUCCUUCCCGCUCUCCUGCGCUACCACCUAGCGCAGUACAAUCACCCUGCAGCCCUACACCUAAGUCAUCAUUACCAGCAUCUACUGUACUUCCCCCACGCCCUCGAAAUCUUACUGCAUGAGGUUCUGGAUGAAGAGGUGGACACGCAACCGCCACCAGAGCAAGCAUUGCUACCGAGCGUUUUAUCAUUCCUCAGCUCAUUUCCACAAUAUCUCGAGAUUGUUGUGCAAUGUACACGUAAAACAGAAGUCCGUUCGUGGCGGACUUUGUUCUCAAAUCUUCCGCCACCAGAAGAGCUUUUCGAAGAGUCGCUGCAUAAAGGUAAUCUCAAGACUGCAGGCGGAUAUCUGCUCGUACUGCACACCUUCGAAGAGCUGCGGCCAACAGGCGACCAAGUGGUUCGCCUCCUCCAACGCGCGAAAGAUGAGCAGGAUUGGGAGCUCUGCAAAGAACUUGCACGCUUCCUCAUGGCGCUCGACGAAUCGGGUGCAACGUUGCGAAGUACGCUGGAACGCGUGGAGCUCAAGUCGCCAUCAGCAGAGCCAGAGGUUGGUCAAUCGCAUUUCACCUUCGAAACGACACGACUGAACGUACCUGUUCCCGACCGGGGACGAAGCAACGGCUUCAAGGUAAUAGACGGAGUCGGGAUAGAAUCCAGUUCUGAUGAUGGCCGAAACCGCGGAUCAAGAGGGAGUGACAGCAUUAGUACCGGAUUGAGCGGGCUGAGCCAUGAAAAUGUAAAUGCACAGCAGGAAACCAGCGACUAUUUUGAUCUUGGGUAA